ACUUGCGCGCUCGCGGCCACCCGGCGCCUGCAAAGCCGCUGCGCAAUGGCACCCGCCGGAGCCAAGAAGGGUAUUUUGGAACGUCUGGAGAGUGGGGAGGUUGUGGUUGGAGAUGGCGGUUUCCUCGUAACCCUGGAGAAGAGGGGCUACGUGAAGGCUGGGCUCUGGACUCCGGAGGUCGUGGUAGAACAUCCAGAGGCAGUUGGUCAGCUUCACAUGGAAUUCUUGAGAGCAGGAGCAAAUGUCAUGCAGACUUUCACCUUUUCUGCCAGUGAAGAAAAGUUGGAAAGCAAGUGGAAAGAUGUAAAUGCCGCUGCCUGUGACCUCGCCAGAGAAGUGGCUGACAAAGGUGAUGCUUUGGUAGCAGGGGGUAUCUGCCAGACAGCAAUAUAUAAACAGGACGCGGAUGAAGCAAGAGUUAAAAGACUUUUUCGACUACAAGUAGAGGUUUUUGCCAGGAAAAAUGUGGACUUCUUGAUUGCAGAGUAUUUUGAGCAUGCUGAGGAAGCUGUGUGGGCUGUGGAAGUCUUAAAGGAAUCUGGGAAACCUGUGGCAGCUACCAUGUGCAUAGGCCCAGAGGGAGACAAGAAUGACAUAACACCUGGAGAAUGUGCUGUGAAGCUGGUGAAAGCAGGGGCUUCAAUCGUUGGCGUGAACUGCCGAUUUGGGCCGGGGAUCAGCUUGAAGACAAUGAAGCUCAUGAAGGAAGGCCUCCAAGCUGCAGGAUUGAAAGCACAUCUGAUGGUGCAGUCUCUGGGGUUCCACACACCUGACUGUGGCAAAGGAGGGUUUGUGGAUCUCCCAGAAUAUCCCUUUGGACUGGAGCCCAGAACUGCAACCAGAUGGGACAUUCAAAAAUAUGCCAGAGAGGCCUACAACCUGGGGGUCAGGUACAUCGGCGGGUGCUGUGGAUUCGAGCCCUACCACAUCAGGGCGAUUGCAGAGGAGCUGGCCCCAGAAAGGGGCUUUUGGCCCGCCGCUUCUGAUAAGCAUGGUAUUUGGGGAACUGGCCUCAAUAUGCAUACCAAACCCUGGAUUAGAGCCAGGGCUAGAAGGGAGUAUUGGGAAAACCUGCUGCCAGCUUCUGGCAGACCUUUCUGUCCUUCGUUGUCAAAGCCAGACAGCUAAGGAGCAGUGAAAACCCUGGAAUAAUAAAACAGAAAGAAACCCCCCUCGAACCUCAUCUGGACCCCUCCUCAUCUUUAUCAUCAGCCCACUGUGAUGUUUCCAGCCGCUGAACAGCUCAUGUGAGGCAGCCCCUUCAGUGAAUUCUACAUGCGAGCAUCCCACUCCUAACGGAUGCUGCAGAGAACACAAUGGUGAUGAGAAGCGCUCCUUGUUCUCAGUAUUUACUGUCCAGGAAUUCUGCAGUACAUUGUUUUGAAGAUUAUCAAGAAUAGCAAAAAAAUAAAAAUAAAUACCUUAGAAGCUUAAGAGCAGCUAAUUGAAUAGCAAUUAAUAUCAUAAUCUUGAAAACCAGACAGACCUGAAUUUAAGUCCCAGGUCUGCCCCUGUUUGCUGUAAUGAUAGUGCCUAGCACAUAUGGUUGUCAUGUUUAUUAAAGUGAUAAAAGGUUCCAACAA
Myotis lucifugus (little brown bat) is the source of this 1583-nucleotide messenger RNA. It is a transcript of the gene BHMT2, whose product is annotated as betaine--homocysteine S-methyltransferase 2. Gene Ontology annotation, molecular function: betaine-homocysteine S-methyltransferase activity; zinc ion binding. Bases 46 to 1128 code for a protein of 360 amino acids. NCBI's taxonomy places the organism in Eukaryota, Metazoa, Chordata, Mammalia, Chiroptera, Vespertilionidae. The transcript has 8 exons. The record is from RefSeq and is a predicted model, not a curated record.